Molecule: messenger RNA, 366 nt
Organism: Adineta ricciae
Lineage: Eukaryota; Metazoa; Rotifera; Eurotatoria; Adinetida; Adinetidae
Source: the annotation of a GenBank genome assembly
AUGUUUCGUUUAUCGCUCGUUUGUUUAUCAUUUCUACUGGCUAUUUUAUCAAUAUCGAUGGCAAAUCCAUGUCCAUGUGAAUUGAUUGUCAAUGAAUCAGUACCGAACAAUGCUCCAACUUCUACGACGGAUUCAAUCAACAAUCCGCUAGCCGAUAUUGAUACGCUCGACGAGUAUCUCAGUCAAUUGACUGAACAGUCUCAUCCAGAAAUUUUUGCCGAUACAUCGUCACUGUAUCCGUUGCUUCGACAAACGAAAAGUUUAGAUGUCAAUGCUCAACGUCUAAAACGACCAAGUUGGGCAGCGGUGGGAAAACGAGCAGCCGCUUUCCGCAACAAACGACCAUCAUGGGCUCAAGUUGGUUAA